Messenger RNA from Fraxinus pennsylvanica, 2067 nucleotides. The record is from the annotation of a GenBank genome assembly. Lineage: Eukaryota; Viridiplantae; Streptophyta; Magnoliopsida; Lamiales; Oleaceae.
AUGGGUUGCGUGACGUCCAAGCAAACGGUGUCCGUAACGCCGGCUGCAUUGGAUAACUCCGGGGCGCUAACUGGAGGAUCCGAAUUGGGUUCAGGUCGGAGCCGGGUGUGUAGCGGUGGUGGGUUGGAUUUCAACUUGAAGAAGUUGAAGAAGAGAUCGAAUGAGUCGGGGAGCGAGUUGGGCGAGUCCGGACCGGCGAGUUCGAACGGGUGUGGGAGUGAAUCAGUGAGUUUUAGGCUGGGGAACUUGCACAGGUAUGUUGAAGGGGAGCAGGUGGCGGCUGGGUGGCCAGCUUGGCUUAGCGCGGUGGCUGGUGAAGCCAUUCAGGGAUGGGUGCCAGCUAAAGCCGAGUCUUAUGAGAAACUUGAAAAGAUUGGUCAGGGUACAUACAGCUCUGUAUUCCGAGCUCGUGACUUAGAAAGUGGGAAAAUAGUUGCUUUGAAGAAGGUGCGAUUUGACAAUUUUGAACCAGAAAGUGUUCGUUUCAUGGCUCGAGAAAUAAUGAUUCUUCGCCGGCUUGACCAUCCAAAUAUUAUAAAGUUGGAAGGAUUAAUUACCUCUCGAUUAUCAUGCAGCAUAUAUCUGGUGUUUGAGUACAUGGAACAUGAUAUCUCAGGGCUACUAUCUUGCCCAGGCAUCAAGUUCAGUGAAGCACAGGUUAAAUGCUACAUGAAACAGUUGUUGUCUGGUCUUGAGCACUGUCAUUCUCGGGGUGUAAUGCACCGGGAUAUUAAAGGUGCAAAUCUCCUGGUAAAUAAUGAAGGAGUUUUGAAGGUGGCCGAUUUUGGUUUAGCAAAUUUCUGUAGUUGCGGGCAGAAGCAACCCCUUACCAGUCGAGUAGUCACCUUAUGGUAUCGUCCUCCUGAGCUUUUGUUGGGCUCAACAGAUUAUGGACCUUCUGUGGACCUCUGGAGUGUUGGAUGUGUAUUUGCUGAACUUCUCAUGGCUAGACCAAUCCUUCAAGGAAGGACUGAGGUUGAACAGUUGCACAAAAUUUUCAAACUCUGUGGGUCCCCUCCAGAUGAUUAUUGGAAAAAAUCUAAACUUCCUCAUGCAACUUUGUUUAAGCCGCAACAUCCUUAUGAGAGCUUUCUUUGGCAGACCUUCAAAGAUCUACCAAAGACAGCUGUUAUACUGAUAGAAACUCUCCUAUCUGUGGAACCAUACAAGCGGGGAACUGCAUCCUUGGCCCUGGAAUCUGAGUAUUUCAAGACAAAGCCUUAUGCUUGUGACCCCUCAAGCUUGCCAAAGUACUCACCAAGUAAAGAAAUUGAUAUUAAACAUCAAGAAGAUGCAAUCAGGAAGAAGUCUGGUGGAAGAACCCGACCUGAAACAAGGAAGCCUACCAGGAAACAGAAUGGAAUCAGUAAACUGGCACCAGAAGAGAACUUGCCUGUUAAAACUCGAGUCAAGCCUAAAAUUAAUGGCAAUGCUUUAAGUAUUCGCAAUGGCGAUAAAGUCUUAGGUCUGGACCUUCCAAAGCCAUCAAGAGAUGGAACAGAAGAGAUGGCAUCUCAUGUAAAGAACGCAUCUCAAGGUGAUGAUACCUAUUUGGGUCCUUUACAAGUUUCAGGAUCCAGUGGUUUUGCAUGGGCAAGGAGACGGAUGCAUGAUUCAUCAGUAAGAUCACGGAGUCGGUCUAGUUCCAGAAGUCUAAUUUUUGAACCUUCGGGCAUGUUGCAAUCGAGAAAUAACUUGGAUUCACGAGUGGAAGAGAACAAUGAAGCUGUAAAUGGACAUUGUGCUGAUUCAAAAGAUCAUGACUCUUGUGAAGCCUUCAAACAUUCAAUGCUUAAACAGUGGAGCCAAUUAGAACGUCCAGAUUCCUUUGAUACGUCUGAUGGAUACCACUCUCAGGAACUGUCACUGGCCCUUUAUCAGAAAGAUGAAUUGGCUGCCAAGAGAAUCAGUUUGGUUUAUCAGAAUCAGGCGGAGAAGGUUGAAUUUUCAGGACCUUUGCUCUCUCAAGCACAGAGAAUCGACGAUCUCUUAGAGAAACACGAGCGUCACAUCCGUCAGGCUGUUCGAAGGUCAUGGUUCCAAAGAGUCAAGAGAAAUGAAAAGUAA